Molecule: messenger RNA, 1692 nt
Organism: Closterium sp. NIES-67
Lineage: Eukaryota; Viridiplantae; Streptophyta; Zygnematophyceae; Desmidiales; Closteriaceae
Source: the annotation of a GenBank genome assembly
AAGUUGGUGAAGGAUGGGAGCCUGAAGGGCUUAGAGGUGAAAGGGGGAGUGAAGGAGAUUGGGAGCUGCCCUACAUGCUUGGAGACCAAGUUCUCCAAGUUCUCCUUCAACAGCACUACAAGACCAGCCAAGACCCCACUUGCACUUGUGCACAUGGAUGUGGUGGGGCCCACAAGAGCCCCUUCCCUCUCAGGCAGCCGCUAUUUCUUGACAAUUGUGGAUGACCACACUCGGGCAGUGUGGGUUUACCCUUUGAAGAGCAAGGGAGAGGUGGCAGUGGCUGUCCUUAAGGAGUGGAUGCCUAGAGCUCAGAGGGAAUGCGGACACAAGGUGAAGGUGAUCCGCAGUGACAAUGGUGGGGAGUUCAUUGGAGCUGAUUUUGAGGGGGAGUUGAAAAGGAAGGGGAUCCAACAUCAACUGACAGUGCCCUACAACCCGCAGCAGAAUGGCGUGGCUGAGAGGUUCAACAGGACCCUGCAGGAGGGGGCACGCACUCUCCUUGGACGUGCAGGGCUGCCUGAUCCGUUUUGGGUGUCUGCACUGAGGCAGGUCGCCCUUGUGAAGAAUAGGGUGCUGGCUACAGUUGGGGAGAAGGAGUGGAUCCCAUAUACCAAGUGGUAUGGGAGUGCUCCAGCUGUGAACAUGCUGAGGGCAUUUGGGUGCAUGGUGGUGUUUCAUGUGCCUAAGGAGAAAAGGGGGAAGUCGGAGGCUUCUGGAAGAUGGGGUGUGCACUUGGGGAUUGCAAAGGAUCACAAGGGGUGGCUGCUAUGGGACUUGACCACCCAGAAGCUGACAGUGUCUAGGGAUGUGAAGUUUCUUGAGUCCCUGUACUACAAGGAAUGGAAGCAGCAGCAACAGAAGCUUCCAUCUACACUGCUCAUUGUGGAGGCAGAUGAGGUGCAGCGGCCUUCAAGACAGGUGGAGGUUGCAGUGUCUGAGGAGGAGAUGUCUGGGGUGACUGAGGAAGGGGGAGCAGCUGAAGUGGAGCAGCAGCAGCAGCAGCAACAUGAGUCUCCACCUCGAGUUCCACACCCGCCUGAGCGACCUAGGAGGGAUGUGCGCCCUCCUGUGAGGCUGACCUAUGGGGGAAGAGGCAAGCCGAAUGUGGUGCAGGCUGGGAGAACAACACUGAGGGUGCUGUUGGCGAUAGCUGCACUCCUGGGAUGGAAGAUACGGCAGAUGGACAUUGUGACUGCCUUUCUGAAUGGGGUCAUUCUGGAGGAGGUGUACAUGAAGCAGCCAGAGGGGCUGGAUGAUGGGAGCGGUAGGUUGGAAGCGGCCAAGAGGUUGGUCCGCUAUGUGAGCGCUACGGCAUCAGUGGGAUUGGAGUACAGUGGAGUGAGGCAGCGGUUGCAAAGAGGUGCUACAGAUGUGAAGAGUGGAGAGAUGCUCUUGAGUUGCUAUACUGACGCUAGCUUCAACUCAGUGAAAGCGGAUGGCACCAGCAUUGGGGGUUAUGUAGAGACAGAGACGGCAAGCGAGGUAGAGGGAGAGAGAGAGAGAGAGAGAGAGAGAGAGAGAGAGAGAGAGAGAGAGAGAGAGAGAGAGAGAGUUAAAGAGAGAGAGAGAGAGAGAGAGAGAGAGAGAGAGAGAGAGAGAGAGAGAGAGAGAGAGAGAGAGAGAGAGAGAGAGAGAGAGAGAGAGAGAGAGAGAGAGCACGAGUAAGUUGGCCCGACGUGCCAGGCGGGCGCG